GAUAGUUGCAUAUUGGCAUCUGCAGUGAAGAUCAAAAGUUCUUACCAAACGCACACCGCGUGGAUUACACACAGAAUUUUUGGAUUAUUUAAAAAAGCUCAAAUAGAAGACCUGCAAAGAAAUGAAUUUCUUGUGUGCGAUCUCGGCAGUGAUCUUGGUCAGUGCGGUGGGUGCAGCGCCACAGCAGCAAGGAUACAAUUACAACAGGAAUCAAUACAAUCAACUCUCAGUGCAGCCACUCCAGGGGAAUCCAGGACAACAGCAGUACAAUCAGGGCUUCUCGCAGUCACGCAAUAGCGUGCCGAUCACAUCGUACACCAAUGAGGUGAAUCACGAUGGCUCCUUCACGUACUCCUACACCACGGGAGACGGUCAAGGGGCCCAGGCGCAGGGCUACCUCAAGAAUGCCGGCAAUAAGGAUCUCGAGGCACAAGUUGUGCAGGGUUCCUACUCCUACACAGCCCCCGAUGGAACGCCCAUCUCCGUGAAGUGGUUUGCCGAUGAGAAUGGCUUCCGGGCGGAGGGUCUGCACCUGCCGACACCACCCCCAAUCCCCGAGGCGAUAGCCAAGUCGCUGCAGUUCAUCGCCCGAGCGCAAAAUUUGCCACAGAGUGGCUACAAUCAGUACCAGAACGAUCAAGGUUUCAAUAAAUACGGCUGAUGAGGCAACUUCUCCCAGCAACAAAAAAAAAUUGGGACACCAUCCACUUCUUCGACACCACGGAUUCUUCUAUGUAAAUACGACGCCUUCAUUGCGAUUUCCUCAUUCAUCCCAAUACCAGGUGAAUAUGCUGUGUACGUACAAUCAAACCACCAGCAAAGAUUCCUCCCAAAAAUAAAUUCCAACAUGUUGUGUAAUAAAUUUUCCACUCAAUCUGAUUAUAUUUAAAACAUAUUUUCCCUCCCAUGUAGAUCAAGUUUUAUAAUAAUAUCAAAAAGAAUUUUAUUAUAUUAUUGUUUAAAAAGAAAUGUGAAUGCUGUAAAUGUCGAGAUAAUAAAACUACAAAGGACUUUUCAUUGAA
Messenger RNA from Lutzomyia longipalpis, 1022 nucleotides. RefSeq names its product endocuticle structural glycoprotein SgAbd-2-like. The transcript is spliced from 4 exons. Gene Ontology annotation, molecular function: structural constituent of chitin-based larval cuticle. The record is from RefSeq and is a predicted model, not a curated record. The coding region runs from base 122 to 661 and encodes 179 amino acids. Gene Ontology annotation, cellular component: chitin-based extracellular matrix. Lineage: Eukaryota; Metazoa; Arthropoda; Insecta; Diptera; Psychodidae.